Messenger RNA from Plodia interpunctella (Indianmeal moth), 1125 nucleotides. Its product is annotated as zinc finger BED domain-containing protein 4-like. The record is from RefSeq and is a predicted model, not a curated record. The coding region runs from base 1 to 1125 and encodes 374 amino acids. Lineage: Eukaryota; Metazoa; Arthropoda; Insecta; Lepidoptera; Pyralidae. Gene Ontology annotation, molecular function: protein dimerization activity. The transcript has a single exon.
AUGAUAAAAGGUGUGCGAGAUGAAGGAUAUGAUUCAGGCAGGUGCUUUAUUCAUUCACUGCAACGAGCUAUAGCGGAGUCGCUAACAUCUCAACCAGAAGUAGUACAGAUGAUAGCUGCUGCGAGACGAAUUGUUACCCAUUUCAAUCAUUCUGGCUUAGCAGAGCAGAAACUUAAAUCCAUUCAACAAGAACUUAACUUGCCAAACCACCAACUAGUACAGGAUGUGACUACACGCUGGAAUUCUACUUAUUAUUUAAUGGAGCUUUUAUUAGAACAAAAGCGAGCUGUCUCCUUGUACAUAACAGAUCAUGAAACUUUAAUAAAUGUGAUGCAUGCUCAAUGGGAACUAUUGGAACAAUGUAUCAAACUCCUCAAACCAUUCGAAGAGAUUACAAAAAUAACCAGCUCAGGUAUGUCUUGCAUCUCAGAAGUGAUUCCACAUGCAGUAACUUUAUUAAAAUAUCUGGGAAAAGCAGAGACAGCUGAGAAAGUACCAAAUUUAGUAACAAUAAGAUCUUCACUGCAAGCCGAGCUUGAAAGACGAUUCAACUUCGAUGAAAAAAAUAAGUAUCUGGUUGCUACUUUUCUGGACCCUCGCUUCAAAACGGGUUUCCUAGGAUUGGUUCAAGCAGAAAGAGCAAGACAAAAAAUUCUUCUAGAAGCUCUGAAAAUAAGUUGUGAUGAAUUAAGUACCGAUGACGAUUCUUCUCCACUUCGUAAGAAAAAAAACUUGAAUGAAAAUGAUAGGACUAUUGAAAUACACGACAGUUUCUGGAAUUGCUUUGAGGAAGUUGCUACAGGUAAUAUGCGAAAUGCUAAUGAUGAGGAGGAUGUGCAGAAAAAUGUUGUGGCAAACGAGUUGGAUUUUUAUUUGAAAACAGUUCGCCUAGAUCGGAAGGCCGAUCCUUAUAAUUGGUGGUUUGCAAAUGCAAACCAAUACCCAAACCUUUCGAAAUUUGCCAAAGUUUAUCUUUCCUCUCCUGGAAGUAGCGUGUACAGUGAGAGGUUAUUUUCUGAGGCUGGUAACAUUUACGAUGAAAAGCGUAAUCGUUUGUUACCAAAAAAUGCUGAAAAGCUUGUUUUUAUUCAUCAUAAUUUACCACUUAUCAAUUUUAAUUACUAA